AUAUAUUUUUAUAGAGCCAAAUGUUAGCAAGCGUAUGCGUGCUCGUUUCAUCUCACCCACACACACACAAAAUCUUUUACUCACUCAACUUGCACUAAUACUCGUAUCAAAUAAUCAACAUACUUUGUUGUCUAUUUUCAUUGUAAUUUGCUGCCAUUUGACACAAACGCUACGAACUCAACAACUCGAUUUGCACCUGCCGCAUGAUACCGAUUGCCGCCGCCGCCGUCGCCGCGCGUAUGCCAACUAUGAAAACAACUCAUGCAUGUGCAUGCAUAUGCAUGUAUGUAUGUGAGCGCAGAUAUGGACCACACUUUGAGGAUGUGCAACGCGUGGGACAGCCAACAAAUAUGACAGUGCAGGCGGGUAGCAGCAUACAUUUGAAUUGCAGAAUAUCGCUGCUGCAAGAUAAGACUGUGUCCUGGGUGCGUCGCAAUGCACAGGGCGAAAAUGCAUUGGAUUUGCUGACGGUCGGUCUGCACACCUACACCGGUGACAAACGCUAUAAAAUGGAGUUUCAAUAUCCGAAUAAUUGGCGCCUGAAAAUAACGAAUGUAAAAAAGGACGAUGAAGCGAUGUAUGAGUGUCAGAUAUCGACACAUCCGCCGCGAGUGAUACAAAUUAAUCUGUUCGUUAAUGCACCCAAAGUGAUGAUUGUUGACGAGUUCGGUGAUCCACUACAGGAAAAAUAUUACGAAAUCGAUUCAACGUUGCAGCUGUCAUGUGUCGUCCGCAAUGUCGCCAUGGCCACAUCGGUCGUGUUCUGGAAGCAUGGCGAUGAUAUACUCAACUAUGAUGUGACGCGCGGCGGUAUCAGCGUUAAAACGGAGCUGAUGGACGAUGGCGCCAAUUCAACAUUAUCCAUAGCGAAAAUCAACAAGUCCGACUCCGGCAACUAUACGUGCGCAAUUAGUGAUUUUCAAAAUUUCAGCAUAGUCGUACACAUACUGAAUGGUAAGUAGCUGAGACAUUUGCAAAUACAUACUACACAUUUUCACACGAAACGCGAAAGCAGUCAAAGCACAAGCUGUUGUUGUUGUUGUUGUUGGCUUUAGGUGCUUUCGCUUUCGCUUUCGCCUUUGCAUGAGCGCCAGCAUAUGCUGCCACAAACGAGCUCAGCAAGGAUAUCCCACCUGUUAGUGCUUUCCUGCUUCCUGCCUUUUUGUGUGUGCAUUCAUCCGCGCAGGAAGACACACUUGCCACUACCUCUAACUAAGCCUUACUACUUAUAUACUCGUGCAUACAUAAAGGCAUGCUUAUUAUAAAACUACUUUUUUAAUGCCUUUAACUGAAUUUGUUGCUCUGCA
Molecule: messenger RNA, 1307 nt
Organism: Rhagoletis pomonella (apple maggot)
Lineage: Eukaryota; Metazoa; Arthropoda; Insecta; Diptera; Tephritidae
Product: titin homolog
Exons: 4
Coding region: 204-962 (252 amino acids)
Biological process (GO): synapse organization
Cellular component (GO): neuron projection membrane
Source: RefSeq, a predicted model, not a curated record